GGGGGAACUGACGAGUGUGUACGUGUGGCAGGCUGUGCUGUGCAUUCGCCUCCACUGAAUCCGCGGAUCACACGGGCUGUCAACUUUAUUUUGGAAAAUGACGAAAAUCACAGUAGUCAAAACCAAGGCAUAUCCCGACCAGAAGCCUGGUACGAGUGGCCUGAGGAAAAGGGUGACAGUCUUUCAAACGAAUGAGCACUAUGCAGAGAACUUCAUUCAGAGCAUUAUUUCUUGCAUCGACCCAGCGGAGCGUCAGCCUGGACUGCUCGUAGUGGGAGGAGAUGGAAGGUUUUUCAUGAAAGAAGCCAUUCAGUUGAUCAUCCAGAUCGCCGCUGCUAAUGGGGUCAGUAAUAAUUCUGUCAUUGUCCAGCUGUAGUCCCUAAAACAUGACUCUUAAACCUAGGCCUCAUCCUCAAAUGUGCACAGCAUUAGCAGCUAGCAGCUAGCCUAGCAUCUUUGACAGCUCCCGGUGUUGACAGUGGCAGCUCCAAUCAGUGAUACAUUGUAGCGCGUCUCAUUGAUUGUAUUGAAGUUUGGCGGAUAUAUUGUUGCUGGUCCGGAUACAUUCAUUUCAAUUGUUGUCAUAUAGACUAAAAUAACUAUCAGCCCGAGCCUACAUUUGCUUAAGCUAUAUUAAUUUUGAAAAUAUAGGCCUAGAUGACAAUUCUCUCUCCAUAUCAAAUAACAUGCAUAGGAUAAUUGUGAAGAAAGUAUUGGAUCCUCAUGGACUUUGAAGUUCGCUGACGUGCUUGCCCCAUGUAUCGGAACGUGAUAGGGGUCAGUGGAGUUCCUAAACUGUCUCUGGUGCUAAAUGACCCCGCUGAUCUUUCGAUGAAGUGCACGGAGAUGGCAUGUUAAAUGGUAGGAUACCCUUGCCCUUUCCCCAGGUGACGCAAAACAACACUACACCAUCCCGUUCUCCUAAUGUAGCCUAAUCAGUCAGUGGGCGCUCUUCCUUGCCACGAAUGUUUAGUAUACAAACAAAGACAACGGUUCUCUGCAAGGUUGUAGUAAUCGGAAAAAGUGCAACAUUGAGGGGUUGUUUUAUUAGGAGAGACUGUUUUUGGAUGUCGGUGACACAGCCGGGUUCUGUUCGUUCCCUCUGCGACUUUAGAGGAAGGCGUGGUGGUGUGCUGUCACGUAACCCUGCGGUUUGCAUUACAGAGAGAUGGGCAUUGGGUACACAGGCACAUGUUAAACUAGACACACAAUUACCUCCUCGCUGAACACGAUGUACAGACAGACCGAUGUCAUUAUCACAUCAUAUAGCUCCAAUAUGUUCAGUCCCAUUAUGAUCCUUCAACUCUACUCUUUAUGCAUCUUAUUCAUGAUGAGUAAUGUAUUGGUGCGUUUUAUUUGCUACCAAUGUCAUCCUCACUUUUGAUGUAGGCCUAUUAUGUAAGUUAAAGGGGAUGUUACCCUGAUGUAGUCACAAAUACACAAUUACACAAUAAACUAAUGAAAAUAAUAAUUUGGGAAGGGUUUAUAUUAGUCCACAAGUAUGUAAUAGAAAUGUGUUUCUUGCUGAUCCCUUGAGCAAGGCACUUAACCACAAUUGGUCCACCCCCCAGGCCCCUGGACCAAUUGGGGUUAAGUGCCUUGCACCCCCCCAGGCCCCUGGACCAAUUGGGGUUAAGUGCCUUGCUCAAGGGAUCAGCGAUUUAUUUUUUACCUUGUCAGCUCCAGGAUUCGAACCGGGGAACUUUCGGUUACUGGCCCAAUGCUUUAAUCUCGAGGCUAUAUGCUGCCCCGUAGUCAUAGCAAUAUCGUAAACACAAUAUCCUACCUACCCCCCCAAACAUUGUUUACUUUACAUACUAUCCCGUGUCACUCAGUUGCUUGUUUAGCUCCCACAUAGCAGCCUGACCUCACCACUGGCAUGGCGUGUUGAAUCCGUAUACUCCUCUCCUAUUUCCAUCUUCACAGUGUGUAGACUGAAUAGGUGAAUGGAAUCAAAUAAAUAGGACGUACGGUAUGUAAAGGAGUGUACAGCACAUUCACUAAAUGUUGCUAGUCAUACAAAAGCUGGCCUCAAUCUUCGUUAGGAGAGAUGUCAAGCACUCCAGUUCCAGUGAAAUAUAUUCACAGGGGUUUCUAAAUGUGUGUGUGUGUGGUUUUCUGAAAGUACAGAGUAAAGAAAUUGUAAUUAGUAUGCAAUAUUGGUACAAUAUCAGGAUAUAAACAGCAAGACAAUAUCACAGCGGUAAAAUAAUAAGCAACUAUUAGAAUAGUAAGGCAUAUUGACAAUAUGACCUUUAUAUUGCACCAUUCAUUAACAUAGGCAAAACCUAAUUAAAAAGCUCCACAAGGGGGCAGGGCAGAGCUAUACAAUGAACAGGCCAAAUGGCUACACAAGCCAAAGGGCCAUGAUGACCACUUCAAAGGAGUAAUAGAAGCUAGCAUUUCUCAGACGCCAUAUUAGCAUACAGAUUACAGAACUAAUGGAGAAAUGUACAUAACCACAUGAAAGGAAAAGAUACCAUAACGGCUAUGAAAUGAGUAUAAUAAAGAAGGCUGUCUACACAUUCUCUAUACAUGUACCAAUUAUUGGGUAUAUACCACCACGUGCAAAUCAAUUAGCUAGCAAUGGAAAAUAACUUAACUCUGUUUGCUUAAGUAGAAACAACAUAGCAUGAUUACAUCAAAGAAAUAUGCAUUAUGAUAAGGUACUUGCUGUUGCAUGAAUGCAAACAUGUACAAAGUGAUUAUCGGUAAUGAAACAACAAAAGGCCAGGAGGAAAAUGCGCUGCUCCACUCAAUAAGUUUGGGCAGGUUCUGACCAGAGAAUAUGCACAUGUGGGCAUGUGCAGAAUGGCAGGGAAUAUUGUACACAGUAUAACAUAUAAAGAAAUGACAUCAGAGAAUGAUAAUUGGCCCAUUGUUCUCUCCAACCCUCUCUUUCUCUCCUGUCUCCAUGUAGAUCGGCCACCUGAUCAUCGGUCAGGAUGGCAUCAUGUCCACCCCUGCUGUGUCCUGUGUGAUCCGCAAGCUCAAAGCUGUGGGAGGAAUCAUCCUUACGGCCAGCCACAACCCUGGUGGCCCCAACGGAGACUUUGGCAUCAAGUACAACAUAGCCUCCGGAGGUGAGAUGGGACAGGAGGGUGAGGAGAGGGAUAGGAAGGAGAGAGAUGACAUGGAGAGGUAGGAAGACAGGAAGUGGAUAAACAGGGAAGGGAGGAGAGAGACCAGUGAGAGAUGGGGACAGGGGAUGAGACGGUGCUGGCGGGUGACAUUUAAACUUCACUGACCUUUGUGACGAAGAUUUACAUGUACAGUUUGGUCAUUUAGCAGACUCUCUUAUCCAGAGCGACUUACAGUUAAUGCAUUCAUCUUAAGAUAGCUAGAUGGGACAACCACAUAUCACAGUCAUAGUAAGUACAUUUUUCCUCAAAGUAGCUAUCGGCAAAGUCAGAGCUAGUAAGAGUUUCAGGAUAGGGUGAGCAGAACAAUGCUGAUAUACUUCAAUCGAUCAUUUUAAGACAAAGUUUAGGAUACAUAGUAAUGGAGUAUGGCUGUUUUACUGUAUUGCGUAACAUUUCUCUAACCUCUUCCUUAUCCUCCUCGCCCUAUUGUAUUUCUCUGCCCCCAGGUCCUGCUCCAGAGGGAAUCACAGACAAAAUCUUCCAGAUCAGCAAGAGCCUAACAGAGUACCACAUAUGCCCUGACCUCAAAGUGGACAUCUCCAAGAUCGGCAAGCAGACUUUUGAGGUGGACACAUUCAAGCCCAUGACAGGUAUUGUAGGAUCGGACGGGAUUAGCUGGGAGUCAGCUCUCAACGGACUGGAAUGGGUUAGCUUGGAGACCAAAUCUGUGAGAAGCUCAGUAAAGCACUGUAAACUAAUGUAUGUGCAUAUGUAAUAUCGUUUUAUAAUGUGUCUGUCUUAUCCUGAGUCUAGAAAAAUGCUACAGUAAAUCUUAUCAAUCCUAACUGCUGUUUGUCCUCUACAGUGGAGAUUGUGGACUCUGUGGAGGCCUACGCUGAGAUGCUGAGGGGAAUCUUUGACUUCCAUGCCUUGAAGGGGCUGGUGUCUGGACCCAAUCACAUUAAAGUCCGUCUGGACGCCAUGCAUGGAGGUACGGAACACAUACUGUAGCCUACCUCUCCGGCGCUGGCUGCUGUAUGACUCCUCUCCCAUCCCCAAUGUUUUGUAUUGAAUUGGCUUGUAUAUAUAUUUUUUGAAAUGAUGUCUAACCAAGGUAGAUUAAUUAGAUUCCUGCUCUCAGUACUGUUUGUAUCUCCAGGACAAACACCGUUUUGUGUCUUCAGUACUGUGUGACAUAUUGUCCAAAUGAGUCUAAUCUCUUAAGUGCUGUUUUUAGUUCAGUUAGAUUCCCAACACACACACAAUGCACAUCCACACCCAUAUACAUAAUUACCUUUGCCCCCCUCCACAGUGGUUGGACCCUAUGUGAAGAAGAUCGUCUGUGAGGAGUUGGGCGCUGCCGCCGAUGGUGCUUUCAACUGUGUCCCCAAGGAGGACUUUGGUGGUCACCACCCUGACCCCAAUCUGACCUAUGCCUCUGACCUGGUCAACGCCAUGAAGGGAGGAGAGUACGACCUUGGAGCCGCCUUCGAUGGGGACGGUGUAAGUUGACAGUCGGGGGGACCAGUCCUGGAUUUCAGCCUCAUCUCAUCCUUGCAUAGUCUGACGUUACCAUACUCCCAAGUCUUCUUCAUCACUCGGCUGUAGGAAGCCUGGAAUUGAAGCUAUUCCUUGCAUGACUGGUGUCCCCUAGUGUCAGUAGUACCAGUCCUUGUAUCAGCCCACAAUCCAUCCAACCUCUUCUUUACCUAGUCUCUGCUGCAGUCGGUUCAGAUGCUGAUCCUCCCCUACCCUCUCCUCUCCUCCCCUCUCCUCCCCUACUCUCUCCUUUCCGCUCCCCAGGAUCGUAAUAUGGUCCUGGGAAAGCAUGGCUUCUUCGUCAACCCAUCUGACUCUGUGGCCGUCAUCGCAGCCAACAUCACCUGCAUCCCCUACUUCCAGAAGACUGGGGUCAAAGGUCUGGCCCGCAGCAUGCCCACAAGCGGAGCUCUGGACAAGUGAGCCUGACGUCCACACACAGUCCAUUCAUAGCUUCUUCUUGGUUGUGCCUUAAAUGUUUAUUUAUUAAAUGUAUUUUACUGGGACAGUGCACAUUAAUCAGCAUUUGCUUCCUCAUCAGUGUUUAAUUGCCGGAGUUAGCAAAAGAGCAAAUGUUCAUGUCCUAUCUCUGUCCCUCAGUGUGGCUAAAGCCCUGAAGAUGAAUCUGUAUGAGACUCCUACUGGCUGGAAGUUCUUCGGCAACCUGAUGGACGCUGGCAAGCUGUCUCUGUGUGGAGAGGAGAGCUUCGGCACUGGUGAGUGAGGGAUCCACUUUUUCAAGUAACAUAACAUCCUGAUCUAGCCUGUUACUAUGACCCAUCAGCUCAAACAUUUGGAUGAAUCAAAUUGAUGUUACUUCGUUCCAGUCAGUUGGGCAAGGCAUUGUGGUGAGAGGUGUUAGUACAAGUCUUAACCACCACCCUUCUUCCCCUCCUCUCUUCAUUGUUUACCCCAGGCUCUGAUCACAUCCGUGAGAAGGACGGCUUGUGGGCGGUGCUAGCCUGGAUGUCCAUCCUAGCCCACAGGAAGCAGAGCGUGGAGGAGAUCAUGAAAGACCACUGGAACAAAUUUGGCAGGAACUUCUUCACCAGGUAAGUCUGGGAUGGACUCUUUUGCUCUGCUACCCUCCAGUGGUGAGAUAGAGAACUGCAGUCUGUCUGCAUCAGGGCCACAUUGUGUAGGGCAGGCCUUUGUUUCUCAUAGAGUAUUAGAGUACUUAUAUAACUAUUGUUAGGUUUUCUUUUAUAUCAAGUUAUUCGAUGAUAGCCUCCAUAAAUGUACAGUCUUCCUAUUAAGACCAUUCCCCAACCCAUCCCGUCUACACCAGGUAUGACUAUGAAGAGGUGGACUCAGACAAAGCCAACACCAUGAUCAAGGAGCUGGAGGCUACGAUGUUUGACAAGUCCUUUGUGGGCCAGAAGUUCUCGUCAGGAGAUAAAAGUUAUGAGGUGGCGGUCUCUGACAACUUUGCUUACACCGACCCCGUGGACGGCAGCGUCUCCAAGAACCAGGUAAGAGACAGGACCCAGGGGGCAUCUAGGUUGAGACACCCCCAUUAUGGGACAGGAUCCAGGGGGGGAUCUAGGUUGAGACACCCCAUUAUGGGACAGGAUCCAGGGGGUGUCUAGGCAGAGCCAUUGCAACAUGCAAUUUGGGUAUAGUUUGAUGACUGUAAGUCGCUUUGGAUAAAAGCGUCUGCUAAAUGGCUUAUUAUUAUUAUUAUUAUUAUUAUUAUUAUUAUUAUUAUUAUUAUUAUGUAUAAAUGAUGGAGAGUUCUAACAAUGUUAUGUUACUUGUUAAUAGAAAGAUGACCAUCACAUUUGAUGAAUGAUCCUCCCUAUGUAGGGAUUUGAAGUAUCACCAGAGGCACUUGCAUACUGUACCUUGAACAAUUCCAUUGUUGUUAUUCGUUUUUUUGCUCCAUAUUUCCAGUAAAUUGAGUUCCUUAAGUCAUUUCACCAUAGUCAUCAUAUAGUCAGGCUCUCUCUCUGUCUCUCAGGGUCUGAGGAUCGUCUUUUCCGACGGCUCCAGGAUCAUCUUCCGUCUCAGUGGGACAGGCAGCGCCGGGGCAACCGUCAGGCUCUACAUAGACAGCUAUGAGAAGGACCCCGCCAAGAUCUACGGCGACGCACAGGUGAGGGCUGAGGAUGAUGGGAUGUGACGGGGCACAGUGGGGGAGCCCUUAUACUUGUCAUGACGGCUCGAUGGGAGAUUCAAUAUUUACAAGGUUUGUUACGCUGUCAGAGGGAAUAGCUCUCAAAAAGCUUCCCCUCAGCCUGGAGGGGGAGGGCUGGAAUCUGGACAUAGCAGCCAGCUUGUUUAGAAUUCUAUUUAACCUUUUUUUAACCAGAUUAGUGUCGUUGAGAUAAAAAAAUAAUAUAUUUUUCAAGAGAGACCUGGACCAAGACAGCAGCAUGAACACAUCAGUUUCAGACGAACAGGCAGACCAAAGAUACAUCAAACCAGAUGAAGAUGCAUCGUGAUAUAAAAAGCAGCAUGUCAGUAAAGAACAUGUACACAACACAAGUCAGAAAAAAACGACUGCAAUACGUCAAAUUGCAGAAUCAAAAAUAUUUCAAAUAAAACAGUAUGCUUGCUUACAUAAGGCAAUGCCAACUAGUGACAUCGGGUGACAACUAGAAACAUAUACAUGUCUCAACAACCUGUUAAUCUGUUUGUCCUUUGAACUAUUCUAGGGACACCAGGUCUUGGGGUUUUAGGUUGGCUUGGAGGGAAUUCCAAGACCAAGAGGCUGAGUAAUGAAAAUACUUUUUUCCAUGCUCUGUUCUAAUGUUUGGCACUGUUAGUAUAAAACAAGAUUGGGAUCUGAGCUUGUAUCUGUUUUCAUUUCGAACUAGAAGAGAGGAAAGAUAAAAUGGCAGUUUUCCUAAAAUGGCCUUAUAAAUAAUAAUGUACCAGUGCUUCAGUCUGCGUGUUGCUAUGUCCACCUGACAGCACUGUAGAGAUCACAAUGGUGAGUUAGACGUCUCUGAUUAGUGACGCAAUGAAGGGCUGCAUGAUAUCAUUAAGCUCGAGGCCCUGGGUCUGAACCCCGCCCUGUGCAACUGGGUCCUGGACUUCCUUACGGGCCGCCCCCAGGUGGUGAAGGUAGGAAACAACACCUCCACUAAGCUGAUCCUCAACACUGGGGCCCCACAAGGGUGCUUGCUCAGCCCCCUCCUGUACUCCCUGUUCACCCAUGACUGCGUGGUCAAGCCCGCCUCCAACUCAAUCAUCAAGUUUGCAGACAACACAACAGUAGUAGGCUUGAUUACCAACAAUGACGAGACCGCCUACAGGGAGGAGGUGAGGGCCCUGGGAGUGUGGUGCCAGGAAAAUAACCUCUCACUCAACAUCAACAAAACAAAGGAGAUUAUCGUGGACUUCAGGAAACAGCAGAGGGAGCACCCCCCUAUCCACAUCGAUGGGACUGCAGUGGAGAAGAUGGAAAGCUUCAAGUUCCUCAGCAUACACAUCACUGACAAACUGAAAUGGUCCACCCACACAGACAGUGUGGUGAAGAAGGCGCAACAGUGGCUCUUCAACCUCAGGAGGCUGAAGAAAUUUGGCUUAGCACCUAAAACCCUCACAAACCUUUACAGAUGCACAAUUGAGAGCAUCCUGUUGGGCUUUAUCACCGCCUGCUACGGCAACUGCACCGCCCACAACCGCAGGACUCUCCAGAGGGUGGUGCGGUCUGCCCAACGCAUCACCGGGGGCAAACUACCAGCCCUCCAGGACACCUACAGCACCCUAUGUCACAGGAAAGCCAAAAAGGCCAUCAAGCACAACAACAACCCGAGCCACUGCCUGUUCACCCCGCUAUCAUCCAGAAGGCGAGGUCAGUACAGGUGCAUCAAAGCUGGGACCGAGAGACUGAAAAACAGCUUCUAUCUCAAGGCCAUCAGACUGUUAAAUAGCCUUCACUAGCACAUUAGAGGCUGCUGCCUAUAUACAUAGAUCAGAAAUCACUGGCCACUUUAAUAAAUGGAACACUACUCACUUUAAUAAUGUAUACAUGUCUUGCAUUACUCAUCAUAUAUAUAUAUAUAUAUAUAUAUACAGUGGGGGAAAAAAGUAUUUAGUCACCCACCAAUUGUGCAAGUUCUCCCACUUAAAAAGAUGAGAGAGGCCUGUAAUUUUCAUCAUAGGUACACGACAACUAUGACAGACAAAAUGAGAAAAAAAAUCCAGAAAAUCACAUUGUAGGAUUUUUUAUGAAUUUAUUUGCAAAUUAUGGUGGAAAAUAAGUAUUUGGUCAAUAACAAAAGUUUCUCAAUACUUUGUUAUAUGCCCUUUGUUGGCAAUGACACAGGUCAAACGUUUUCUGUAAGUCUUCACAAGGUUUUCACACACUGUUGCUGGUAUUUUGGCCCAUUCCUCCAUGCAGAUCUCCUCUAGAGCAGUGAUGUUUUGGGGCUGUCGCUGGGCAACAUGGACUUUCAACUCCCUCCAAAGAGUUUCUAUGGGGUUGAGAUCUGGAGACUGGCUAGGCCACUCCAGGACCUUGAAAUGCUUCUUAUGAAGCCACUCCUUCGUUGCCCGGGCGGUGUGUUUGGGAUCAUUGUCAUGCUGAAAGACCCAGCCACAUUUCAUCUUCAAUGCCCUUGCUAAUGGAAGGAGGUUUUCACUCAAAAUCUCACGAUACAUGGCCCCAUUCAUUCUUUCCUUUACACGGAUCAGUCAUCCUGGUCCCUUUGCAGAAAAACAGCCCCAAAGCAUGAUGUUUCCACCCCCAUGCUUCACAGUAGGUAUGGUGUUCUUUGGAUGCAACUCAGCAUUCUUUGUCCUCCAAACACGACGAGUUGAGUUUUUACCAAAAAGUUCUAUUUUGGUUUCAUCUGACCAUAUGACAUUCUCCCAAUCCUCUUCUGGAUCAUCCAAAUGCACUCUAGCAAACUUCAGACGGGCCUGGACAUGUACUGGCUUAAGCAGGGGGACACGUCUGGCACUGCAGGAUUUGAGUCCCUGGCGGCGUAGUGUGUUACUGAUGGUAGGCUUUGUUACUUUGGUCCCAGCUCUCUGUAGGUCAUUCACUAGGUCCCCCCGUGUGGUUCUGGGAUUUUUGCUCACCGUUCUUGUGAUUAUUUUGACCCCACGGGGCGAGAUCUUGCGUGGAGCCCCAGAUCGAGGGAGUUUAUCAGUGGUCUUGUAUGUCUUCCAUUUCCUAAUAAUUGCUCCCACAGUUGAUUUCUUCAAACCAAGCUGCUUACCUAUUGCAGAUUCAGUCUUCCCAGCCUGGUGCAGGUCUAUAAUUUUGUUUCUGGUGUCCUUUGACAGCUCUAUGGUCUUGGCCAUAGUGGAGUUUGGAGUGUGACUGUUUGAGGUUGUGGACAGGUGUCUUUUAUACUGAUAACAAGUUCAAACGGGUGCCAUUAAUACAGGUAACGUGUGGAGGACAGAGGAGCCUCUUAAAGAAGUUGUUACAGGUCUGUGAGAGCCAGAAAUCUUGCUUGUUUGUAGGUGACCAAAUACUUAUUUUCCACCAUAAUUGGCAAAUAAAUUCAUUAAAAAUUCUACAAUGUGAUUUUCUGGAUUUUUUUUCUUCUCAAUUUGUCUUUCAUAGUUGACGUGUACCUAUGAUGAAAAUUACAGGCCUCUCUCAUCUUUUUAAGUGGGAGAACUUGCACAAUUGGUGGCUGACUAAAUACUUUUUUUCCCCACUGUGUGUGUGUGUGUGUGUGUGUGUGUGUAUAUAUAUAUAUAUAUAUAUAUAUACUGUAUUCUUUACUAUUCUACUGUAUCUUAGUCUAUGCCGCUCUGACAUUGCUUGUCCAUAUAUUUAUUUUUAUAUUCUUAAUUCCAUUGCUUUACUUAGAUUUGUGUGUAUUGGGUGUAUGUUGUGAAAUUGUUAGAUAUUACUGCACUGUCGGAGCUAGAAACAUAAGGAUUUCGCUACACCUGCAAUAACAUCUGCUAAAUACAUGAAUGUGACCAAUAAAAUUUGAUUUGAUAUACAGAGUCAAGAACCUUCAGUGUAGAGCUUGAGGAUUGCACAUAAAUAGUAUCAACAUAGUCCAACACAGAGAGAAAGUACAACGAAUCAACUCUGGUGGCAAAGGGAAAACAAGCUUUGUGCCGGUAAUGAAAUUCAAUACACAGCUUGAGUUUCCUGACAAGGUUCUCUACAUGGGUCGUGAAGCUCAACUUCUCAUCCACCCAAACUCCCAGAUAUUUGUACGCUUUAACUUGCUCAAUGGACUGCCCUGCCAAGGUAGGCAUGUCAUGGAUUUCAGAGUGUUUAGCAUUGGAAAAUACCAUGCAUUUUGUUUUAGAGGAAUUCAGAACAAGCUUCAAGUUGUACAGAUUCUGGUGAGUGAUGUUAAAAGCUGUUUGAGCUUUUUCAAAAGCCAGUUAAACUGCUGCCACUUGAAUAGAGAACAGUGUCAUCCGCAUAAAAAUGUACAUCAGCGGUCUCCAUCUGUCUCCCAAUGUUGUUGAUAUAGACAAACAAAAAUUGAUCUUUGAGGCACACCUGAGUGCAGCUCUGAUAUCAGACUUAAAACAAUUUGCCUUAACACACUGGGUCGUCAGGUCCAACAACAGUGCCUUCCAGAACUCCUAGUUGACUUGAGAGGGAAUGUUUGGCUAAGAGUUGAGUCAUGGUUGAUAUCAGGGCCAGGAUGAAGUGGGGGAAAAGGAACCAUGGGGGAAAAAUAAGAUUGAGAAGUACAGAUUUGACACUUCAUCAAGUGGUCAGGAGAGAGAAUGAUAGAGUAAGAAAAAUAGACUGGCAGAAGGGGAAGAAACUCCCUGAUAAUCAUUUUGGAUAAAGAGGACCUCUAUGGCACGGAUUCAUUUAGGCUCACAAAUCUGAAAGGUUUGGAUAGGUGAAAGCAAUAUUGCAGAGGCUCGGCUUGGCCUAUUCGAGGGCAAGGUGGAGUUCUUUGUUUAGUCUAACUGUAGCACAGAAGGGGAAGGUGUUAUGGUAAGGGGCUGUAGUCUAAAAUUGACUGUUUGUCUUCCUCAGGUCAUGCUGAAACCUCUGGUGGAGAUUGCGCUGAAGAUAUCUGGGCUCCACGAGAAGACCGGACGCACCGGCCCCACUGUGAUCACAUAGACUGCCAAGCCCUGACAAACCCUUCAAGGUACCUCUGGCCUUUCAACCGUUCCACUUGUGCCUACCCUCUGACUUCCAGAAGAACAAUCUCACCUCACCUGUACCGUAAUGUUCAAACAAAGCCUUCAAAGGUAACACAUCCAUUCACCAUGAAUAAAAAGUCUACAAAAAA
This is a messenger RNA of Coregonus sp. 'balchen', 11815 nucleotides long. Lineage: Eukaryota; Metazoa; Chordata; Actinopteri; Salmoniformes; Salmonidae. The record is from the annotation of a GenBank genome assembly.